Motacilla alba alba is the source of this 788-nucleotide messenger RNA. RefSeq names its product ribosomal protein L15 (gene RPL15). Gene Ontology annotation, molecular function: structural constituent of ribosome; RNA binding. The coding region runs from base 123 to 737 and encodes 204 amino acids. Gene Ontology annotation, biological process: cytoplasmic translation. NCBI's taxonomy places the organism in Eukaryota, Metazoa, Chordata, Aves, Passeriformes, Motacillidae. Gene Ontology annotation, cellular component: cytosolic large ribosomal subunit; ribosome. The transcript has 4 exons. The record is from RefSeq and is a predicted model, not a curated record.
CGCGGGACUACAUUACCCAUGAGGCAGCGCCGCCGCCGCCGGAAGUGUGUUGUGGCCCGAGGGUUUGUGGGAAGUAGGGCCUUUCCUUUCCGUCGCUGGGCGCCAUCAGCAGGUAGACAGACAUGGGUGCCUACAAGUACAUCCAGGAGCUGUGGAGGAAGAAGCAGUCGGAUGUGAUGCGGUUCCUGCUGCGCGUGCGCUGCUGGCAGUACCGCCAGCUGUCGGCCUUGCACCGGGCCCCGCGCCCCACGCGGCCGGACAAAGCCCGCAGGCUGGGAUACAAGGCCAAGCAAGGUUACGUUAUUUACCGUGUCCGCGUUCGCCGUGGUGGCCGCAAACGCCCAGUCCCCAAAGGUGCAACCUAUGGUAAACCUGUGCAUCAUGGUGUUAACCAGCUCAAGUUUGCCCGGAGCCUUCAGUCUGUAGCAGAGGAACGUGCUGGCCGUCACUGUGGGGCUCUGAGAGUCUUGAACUCGUACUGGGUGGGCGAAGAUUCCACUUACAAGUUCUUUGAAGUGAUCCUGAUCGAUCCCUUCCAUAAGACCAUCAGGCGGAACCCCGAUACCCAAUGGAUCACCAAGCCCGUCCACAAGCACAGAGAGAUGCGCGGGCUGACGUCAGCCGGGCGCAAGAGCCGCGGGCUUGGCAAGGGCCACAAGUUCCACCACACCAUCGGUGGCUCGCGCCGUGCCGCCUGGAGAAGGCGCAACACCCUGCAGCUGCACCGCUACCGCUAAUUCUUGUAAACGUGGCCGUCUAAUAAAGAUCAUGCAGGUUGUUCAGUUUAA